Molecule: messenger RNA, 597 nt
Organism: Cyclocybe aegerita
Lineage: Eukaryota; Fungi; Basidiomycota; Agaricomycetes; Agaricales; Hemipholiotaceae
Source: the annotation of a GenBank genome assembly
AUGAAGGGGCGAGCCAGGAUGGUAUCGUAUUUCAACGUGGCCAGCAGUGCAAUCCUUAUAUACGAUUGGUUCCUCACUAUUCCCCUCGAGGUAGCCACAAUCUGGAGAUCCAAGUGGAGCUUAACGAAAGUGCUGUUCAUAACGACACGCUAUAUAGCAUAUCUACAGUUGGUCGACAUCGUCUACUAUUACCCAAGGUCCCCGACCGGCACAGAGCAGCUCACCUCCGCACCCAAGGUCUGUCAAAUCACCUACGAGAUUCAUACAUGGUCGGUAGCAAUUGGUGUUGGAGCUGGUGAAGCUCUUCUUUCGUUGCGAACAUGGGCUGUAUGGGGUAGUUCACGCAAAAUGGGAGUGUUCCUUGGGAUUCUCUGGAUCAUCACCUGGAGUUCUGCAUUUGCUUUGGUCGUCAUGUUUUUGCAGAAGAUCCAGUAUGGCGUUACCCCUCUCACCUCCUACGUUGUAUGUUAUGCCACUGCCCGUUCAUCCACCACAAUAUUCUGGACCUGGGUUAUAUUCUUGCUCUGGAAUACAUUGAUGUUCGUUCUUAUGGCCAUACCAGCCUACAAGAGUUUCCAGGAGUCCGGCGGGGACUAG